Messenger RNA from Acaulospora morrowiae, 2230 nucleotides. NCBI's taxonomy places the organism in Eukaryota, Fungi, Glomeromycota, Glomeromycetes, Diversisporales, Acaulosporaceae. The record is from the annotation of a GenBank genome assembly.
AUGAGCGAACCGUUUCCAGGCUUUAAAUCUUUAGCCCCAUAUUUCGAUAGGGACAGUACCGAAUGGUCAUAUCCCAAUUUUCUAUAUGAGAUGCGAAACGUUAUCUUGGAUAUCGAGCCAUUUAAUGAAGAUUGGGGUGGACUCGACGGAACGUGGUAUAAACGAUAUACGAAACUGGCAAAUAAUGAUGAGAAUGGUUCAGAACGAACGGCUCAACGUAAUUACAUAAAGACUAGUAUUGAAGUAUUAGAUGAAGCACGGACGUAUGGCGCCCAAGAAAUAAUUUCAGAGAUGCCAGAAGCUCUUAGAACGAAACGUUCUUUAACUGGUGGAAUAAUUCCGAAAUCAUCAAAGAAAAUUAAAGUGACAUCUGCGUCUGCUUCCUCCUCAACUGGUGACGAAAAUGCGAUCGAUGAUGAUGGGCAAACAGCCGAUGAAUCCGAAGAAAUUAAUAUCGAAAAAGCAGGAAAGGCAAAAACGUUCGGCGAGUCUCACUCAACAUCUACAAUUCCUACGACUCCUCCUCCUUCAUCUUCCAAUUAUAAACAGCCACGAUUUAUAACUAAUAAUGAAUACAUGGAUAUGGAUUGGUCUCCCUGGCAGUUUGAUGAAAUUAUUUGCGAAAUAGAUAUCGAAGAAAAACUAAUGGGCUUAUUUGAGAAAGAAAAGAAAGCAAGGAAAAAAUCGUCAUUAAGUUAUGGUAUUAUCGACCUGAAUGAUAGUAGAAUCAUGGAUGUCUUGGGACAAUCUGUAAAAGUUUAUUUUGAAGAAAAGAUGAAUAAAUAUAAACCACAGAUCCGUGUCAAAAGAAACUUUGGAAACUUUGAAACAUCAUUGUGGGAGCUUGGAAAAGCUCUUUCAAGUAUCACCAUUAAUUAUGAAAAUCCAAAUAGAGAUACAGAUAAGGGUAUAUUAAAUCUAGAUAGUUCCGAACUACCAGAAGAAUGGUACAACAGCAACAUUGUUGCGCCAUUCUUUGACGAUUGCUUAGCUUCACUUAAUGAUUGUAUUCUCCGACGUGGUGAAAUCGCAAGCAAAGCACAAAAAUUACUCGGAAAUAAAUCAUCAAAAAAGCCAAAAUAUGACGGAGUCUUGUCAUUUAAUAGAAAAAUCGAAUUUAUUUACAUGGAAACAACAACCACAUCGAUCUUAUCAAAAAGAGAUAAAGACUUGUCGAAAUUACAUGAAGCAAUAGCUAUUAUGUUCAAGUUUAUAGUAUCUUCAUUACCAGAGAAAAUUGUAUACGAAAUAUCAGAUUUGCCCAUCCUUUGCAUUCAAUUCUGCGGAACCACAGCUGAUGUAUACCUUGCUAACUGGCCAGUUAAGAUGCGUCCAGUUGUUUGUUCAAUAAUGGACUUUGACAUUCCGGAAACAAGUUGCAUCUUUACCAAGUCUAACGAAAUCGGCUGUAAGAAUGUUAACAUUACGGAGACACAAAAAUCUACCAUCAUUGAUUAUAUUUGGUCACAAUGGGUUUCUGAGGAUUUCGAUGCUGAGGAUCUUAGAUUGGUUAAUUUAUCCCAGCCUUUUAUAAUGAUUAGUCCGAAGUCGACAUUCAUCAAAAAAUUCUUAGAAAAAAGACGCGAAAGGCAAAUUGCAAAUCAAAUUUCUAUUGAUGACAUUUCUUCGAUACCAGAAAUAUAUGUGAAGUUAUUGGAGGUAGAGAUAUUUCGCGAACCCAAUGUCUUAGAAUCAAUACCUCAAGAUUUAUGGAAUGAGUUUGGACAAUGGGCAUGUUUUAUUAAUAAGAAUCAGAAGCUUUUAGAAGAUCACGAAAUUCCAGAAAUGUUCCAGCGACAUCCAAAGGAUAAACUUGUGAUUGCGAACGAAACGACAAAAAAAAUCAUAAAUAAUGUUUACCUCGACGGCUAUAAAUAUAUUUCAAAACCAUGGUGUAUUAAAAACGUUUUUGUAUCUGCGAGAGUUGCGCAAUCUGCGGUGGAUGAUUAUUAUAAGCACACUCGCAAACAUGUCAGUUAUCAGAGUAACCAGUUUAUCAAUAACCUGGCAGAACAAUUCGGUUGUUUGACGAAUAGCAAUAUAGAGCCUUAUGUUACGGCAAGCACGGCAUUCAACCAUUCCCAGGACCAUCGGAGUUGCGUGAAUAAAUUGAUGCGAGAACUUCAACCAUUAUCAGACGCAGUUAACGAUUAUCUUGGUGUUUCUUAUCCAGUGUUGUAUGCUAAGAUGAAAAAACUUAAUCUAGGUUCCAAUGUUCCUAAAUGUUUUG